AUGUCACCAAGUCCAAAGCCAAAGUCUUUUAUUCGGCGUCUCGGCCAGAUCGAGAUGUGCGAAUCAGCGCUCCAUAGCCUUGACUACUACUGCAGUACAGUCCUCACAUGCCGCUACACACUCCCACCAUCCCUCCGCGGCUUCAAGAGUCAAGACAGAGUCUUCGGAUGCUUCGACCAAGCGAUCGCCCAAACGGUCCUUCAGUUUCCCCUACUGCAAGUUGGCCUUGUUGGUGAGAGCACCAAAAAGCCAGCUUGGGUGUCACUCCCAUCGCUUGAUCUCGCAGACCAUGUAUCUUGGGAUGUCCGACCGGAUUCGAGGGACUAUGAAAGGGCGUUUGAAGCGAAUCUGGGGUAUCAGCUCGACGCCAAGUUUGAGAGUAUUGAGACGAGGCCGGGAUGGAGAAUAUGUUUGAUGCGAACAAAGACAGACAAUUUUGUUGAUGUCAUGUAUAUCUGGAACCAUGCAAACCACGACGGUAUGGGCGCCAAGAUCUUUCACCAAACACUACUCCAAAGCCUCAACUACCCAAUUUCUUCAUCACUACUUCGAAGCGGAUCUCGAGUCAUGACGACGUCUAUAUGCAAGGAUAACUUUCCCCAACCACAGGAGAAGCUAGCCAAGCAUAACUUAAGCUUAGGUUAUGCUUGUUCAGAGAUCUGGCAUGGUCUUUGUCCUUCUUGCUUCCACUCAACAGAGUCGAAAGCUCUGUGGGCGCCUAUCCAGGCUGAUCCCUACAUCACGCGCUUCAAGACUAUUGACAUCGACGCCAUUACCUUGAAGAAGCUUCUGGGUCAGUGCCGGGAGAAUGAAACUACACUCACUGGCCUUAUUCACGGAAUCGUCCUAGCCUGUCUGUCCGUUGACAUCAACGAGGGCAACACCGAUGCCUUCCAAGUCGCAACAGCUAUGGAUCAUCGAAAGUUCUUGCGUAAAGAGCUUCGGCCGUCAAAGUACGCAUCUCUUGAUCUCGAAAAUAGCAUUCAGAACUGCACUGCCUCACUCUCCCACGUAUUCGACCACGAGAUCGUCAGCAAUAUGAGAGCCCAAGCGCGUAUUAACAACUGGCCUGCUCAACCCAUCGAAGAUCUUGAGCCCACGAUCUGGAAAGCAGCACAGCAAAUCCGCCGAGAUAUAGAAAAACGCCUCGACAGUGGUGUGAACGAUAACGUAGUGGGACUAAUGAGGGUGGUGUCUGACUGGCAUGAUUACCUCAAGUCAAUGGAGAAAAGACCUCGUGACUUAUCGUGGGAAGUUACGAAUCUUGGUGUUAUUGAUGACAAGACUGAAGAUGAUGGUUUUGCGGUGGGGAGGGCGAGGUUUUCGCUGAGUGGGAAUGUUGUUGGACCGGCGAUUCAAAUUAGUAUGGCUUCUGUGAAGGAUGGGGAUUUGUCGAUUGAGAUUUCGUGGCAGGACUUGCCGGAUAUUCAUGAUGUUGCUCAUAGGUUGGUGCAGGACUUGCGAACUUGGUUGUUGUAUCUGGGUGCUUGA
This is a messenger RNA of Fusarium subglutinans, 1491 nucleotides long. RefSeq lists its product as uncharacterized. The transcript is spliced from 2 exons. Gene Ontology annotation, molecular function: N-acetyltransferase activity. NCBI's taxonomy places the organism in Eukaryota, Fungi, Ascomycota, Sordariomycetes, Hypocreales, Nectriaceae. The record is from RefSeq and is a predicted model, not a curated record. Bases 1 to 1491 code for a protein of 496 amino acids.